This is a messenger RNA of Gadus macrocephalus (Pacific cod), 4155 nucleotides long. It is a transcript of the gene shtn2, whose product is annotated as shootin 2. Lineage: Eukaryota; Metazoa; Chordata; Actinopteri; Gadiformes; Gadidae. The transcript is spliced from 16 exons. The record is from RefSeq and is a predicted model, not a curated record. Bases 165 to 2045 code for a protein of 626 amino acids.
UUUUGAAAAGUAUCCGCAAGGGAGGGCGAGGUUGAGAUUCUCAGUUCCUUCUUUGUUUGUGCUGUUGGAUAUAAAUUACUUUUCAAGUUAUUUAGUUUGGCCAGCCAUACACGCCAUCGAUUAGUCUGCUGCAGGUCAUUGCCCGAUAUUGUUCAAACGACAUCAUGUGGAACCAAAGUGAAGACAGUCCAGUUGCAGAGUCUGAGUGGGAGGGCGACUGUUAUUUUUCCUCGGACGACGAUGAGGAUGGUGAAGACAUUCAGUUUGCUAUCUUGGCAAGACAAAGGGACGAGGCCAAUCAGAGGCUGUCUGACUUGGAACAAGUGUCCUCCCAGCUGCUGCAGGAGAUGGAUGUCCUGGAGACGCAGUUCCAGGUGGAGCGCUCCUGCAGGGAGAAUGCCCAGGCCCUGGCUGUCAAGGUGACCAGAGAGAACAGGGUCCUGAAGAGGAGGAGCCAGAUGAUGAUGCCUCUUAUCGAGGAGCUGCCUGAGCAAAUGGCGGAUGGGGUGAUGAUGGCCGACCCCCUGGCGGACGCAGCGGAGGAGGGUCUGGAGGAGGACGGCAGCGGUGAGGCGGACGCCGGUCUGCACAGCCAGGCCAAGAUGGACGAGCUCCAGGCCAUGGUAGUAGACAGCCUCCUGUCUGAGAAGAUGGGUUUGGAGAAACUGGUCAGCAGUCUGAACGCAGAGAUGACCCUGCUGAAGGAACAGCUAGAGGUGGAGGUGAAGGAGAAGGAGGCCAUCUUAAAUAAAAUGAACAAGCAGAGCAAGACCAUGAACAAGAUGAAACGAGUCUCCCAGCUGGUGACGGAGGAGUUCUCUGAGAUGUCUCAGCAGCUGGAACUGGAGCAGGGGCUGCGCCAGCACGCUGAGGUCCUCGCCCACCAGGUGUUGGUGGAGGACCAGGAGAUCCAGAGGAGGAACCAGCAGCUGAAGGACAACUCGGAGACCAGCAAGCAGCUCCUGCACACCCUGGGGAUGGUCUCCACCAUCAGCAUGACGCUACGGGACAUACAGCUCCACUACCACAACCAAAGCCACGGUGUGAUAAGGGAGAGUAUGGUCCUGUCCGAGCUGAAGACCCUCCGAAUGGAGCAGGAGAUGAAGGAGAGGGAGAGGAGGAGCCUGGAGGUCCAGCUGACGGAGGCUCGGGACACCAUCCAGCAUCUCCAGAGAGAAGUGUACCACUUGAAGCAGGCAUUGAAAGAAGAGCAGGAAAAAGGCAGACAAGCAGGGGAGAACUCCCUUUCAGCUCGUCCUCCUCCUCCACUGGCGUGUCCUCCUCCUCCUCCACUGGCGUGUCCUCCUCCUCCUCCACUGGGGUGUCCUCCUCCUCCUCCACUGGCGUGUCCUCCUCCUCCUCCACUGGGGUGUCCUCCUCCUCCUCCUCCUCCUCCUCCUCCUCCACCACCUCCUCCACCACCUCCUCCACCACCAGCUCCUUGUCCGUCUGACAUCAACAUCAACCCACUUGAUGCCAUACGGGAAAGGAAGAAGAAAGGAGCAUCAGAAGUGAAUAAUCAGAAAAAAGCAGCAGCUCUGGGGGACCUGAAGGGCCGAGCGGUGGACGAGAUGAUGGACAGGAUCAAGAAGGGCAUCAUCCUCAGGCCCUCCGUCAAACCCCCGCCGGUCCCUCAAAGCGACGAGAGCUCCUGGGAGGACUCAAGGAGUGAGAAAAGGAAAUCUGCAGUUCUUGAGUUGAAAGGAAUGCUGGACACCAUGAGACUCAAGGAUCAGCAGCGAGCGGCCUCCAGUCACAGGAGGAUGCAGCGGAACGUGGGCUCGCCGGAGCUGAUGCGGGUGCUCCAGAGGAGGAGGCGGGCCAUCGGAGAAGGUGGCGACGGGCAAUUCGCCACUCAAACAGGCCAAUCAGGCGCCUCCAAAUGCGUGGUUAUUUGUUUUUGUUUUUGUGUGGCACCGCAUAGUUGCACUGGGCCCAGUUUCCCGAUAACGAUGGAUCUUUGCUCGUACGAUCAUUCUCACGAUGGAUCUUUCGAACCAUUGUUAAUUUCUUUGGAGCGUUUCCCAAAACUCCUCUUAACAUGAACGCGCAUUCGCUGCACUCACGACGUUCGUAGGAUUGUACCUGUCCACUGACAUGGUGCAGAAACAGGCUAUGAGUGCAAUAAUAUGAAUGCUAAAGAUACUAAAACACAAUUGAUCAGUCCUAAUCCUGAACGCACUGUGCAUACAUUUAUUCACGGCAUUUCCCCCCCUGAAAUAAUUCCAUAUUACAAAAAUCCAAAAUAGCUUGUGUGACCAAUACAUUUAUCUUAAUGUGCUGAUUUCUGAAACAUACUUUGCGCAGCAAGAGAGCCGACUUUAUCUGAUUCCGCAUAAGGUUUCAUUGAUUGGCUCUCUAGUAUAGAAUAUUUGUAGACAUUAAAAAUGCAACGUUCCAUUCAUUCAUUAUCAUUCAAACACGGCUAUCGCUGACCCGAUUAGGAGAGCUUGGUCUAGAUCCUGCCCAUAUUAUUGGGCAGGAUGAAGUACGCUAUAGGCAGGGUUCGAGUUAUGAUUCCAUUGCGCUGAAUUUUGAUGUGGGGCGGGGGGGGGAUAUAGGACGUUAUUAUGAAACGGCUCUUCUCAAUGCCGUGGAACCUUCCGUUCACUUGCAUGGGCCCUUCACAGCAACGCCAGCUUCUUCGGUUGCUAAGCAACGUCAACGUCUUUGGCUAUCUAUUUCUCUGCUGAUCAACACUACAUAUGUUAACAAAUAAAUUUUAAAAAGUCACCUUGCGAAGUUAUUUUUUCGUUUGGCAAGUAGCCGCUCAUAAUCUAAAAUAAGCCCCUUCAGGUCGCAGCACCUCCGUUUAGCGUCGGUGUCCGGUUUGCCCUGUCUGGGCUUAUUUUCCCGAUAAUGAACAGCGUUUUAUUAUCCCACUUAACGUCAAUAUUACUCUGCAUGUGGAAGGGAAAAUAGCUUUAUUUGUAAUUACAAUAUUAUGCUGCUGUAUUUUCCGUAUUUUCACAGAUAUUUGAGUUUACAUGCUUUCAUGGGAGCCAGACCUCUCUCUAUGGGAGCUCAGCUCCCAAUGGCUCCCACCUAACUCGAACCCUGGCUAUAGGUCUUUUUACACUUAAUUUAUUCAUUCAUAUGAACUAGUAUUGCUAUUUUAUUAUCAUGAUGAUUAUCAUCAUUUUGUCAUUAAUAAGCCUUAUUAUUGUUUAACACAGAAAGAGGAAACCUAAUAUUGCUAUUAUGUACAUAGUAUUAGUAUCUAUAUCUGUAUAAGGAUUGCCGGAUCACCAUUUCAGAAUCAUAAAUCCCUUCUACCACUUCUGUCCUCCACCUUAAUCUGCACCCCGGUGUGGUCUGUUUGGCCCCCAGACUCCCAGGCAUCCCACCCGUGGAGCCCAGCGUCUGGAGCUGCUGCCUGGGGGGAAGAGGACGGCGGAGCCCCCGUGCUCCGGAGGCUCAGACAGAACCGGGAGAAGAGGGACUCCCGCAUCCGAGCGUCAACAGUGGUCCUUGGCGACGACUUCCAAGAGCCCCCCAAGGGAGACGACCCGACAAAGGAGGAGGGGAAAUAAGGACGACAUGGAGCCAAGAGAUAAACAAUACGAGUUUGAAUCGAGUGAUCGUUAAUUUUUUUAUUGACUAUUGACUAUUCAGUUCUCUUUUAUCGGAUGCUUUUGUCCAAAGGAAUUAACAGUGAAAUCAGAAGCGUGUCGUUAAGGAGCAGGUUAGAGGUUGGGGAGGCAUCUUGCUCCUUGGGGAUCGAACCCAGUACCUUUUCGUAGGUUGGGAAUAUAACAUCCUAGCCAGUACACCACCCUCCUUCCCCACAAGUCUAAUGUGCAACCAAAACCAAGCAUGUGUUUGUUUAAUUGUUCUGUGUAAAUGCAUAAAUAUCAAGAAAAUAUAGAAUAUUAGCCAAUAGGUUUGGUUGAUAGUCAUUUCCCUACCCAGAAGUUCUUGCAGGCAGCUCUUGACCCAGGUAGGAGUUCAGCUGUCCAAAGGUUCCUUCAAACUGUAACCGAAACCAAACCCAACUUCUCAUCAGAAUUCCACAUUUCACAUCCACAUUUUCUCCAUUCAAAGCGAAGCAGCGACUUAACGCGCCUUACAAACACCUUUUCGCCUGACCCACUCCAGAAAGACACGUCAGGAAGGGUCAAUAAAAUAUAGAUGCGUGAGAAUACUUAUACCCCA